Molecule: messenger RNA, 1379 nt
Organism: Phialemonium atrogriseum
Lineage: Eukaryota; Fungi; Ascomycota; Sordariomycetes; Cephalothecales; Cephalothecaceae
Exons: 2
Coding region: 260-883 (207 amino acids)
Source: RefSeq, a predicted model, not a curated record
UCCUUUCGAUGACCACACCCACCACCCACCUAGUUUGUUGACAAUUAUGGAUCAACCUCGCAGUGCCCUCCAGGCCGUAAAACGAGAUCCAGAUGUGAAGCCGUUCAUCAAACUGGAGAAGAUAAAGAGCGAACACGACACCAAGAUCGAUCUCUCGUCCAUCCCCGUGGCGUUUCCCGCAGAAGCCAAAAACGAACUUGCUGGGGUACCAUUCUUGCAACCCACUUUACCCAUCUGACCUAUACCAAUCGCUAACGCCAUGGAUAUCAAGAAGUUCUCCCCGGGAGGCCCCCCGAAGACGCGACUUUACCCAGGUCGCCGCGGGUACAUCACCAAUGUCUCGAAGAGGGGUUUCUCGGUUUCUGCGCUCUAUCACCGAAAGAGCAACAAGCUCCAUAUCACCGCUCGUGCGAAGUCAGGCUACGACGAUUCCGCGCUCACCAGUUGGGACUCGACGUCCUUGGAGCUGGAACUCUUCAGAAAACUGCGUUCUGCCCGGGUCCCUUUUGCCGUGGAACCCAUCGAGGCCCAUGGCUUCAUCAAGAGGGGUUUUGUCAACUUCAAUUCCACGAAUACAGUCAACCCCGUUAAAUUUGGCAUUAAGCCAGCGAGGUUCAUCGUCCCCGUGAGACCAAUCAAGGACCCGGGUGCCCUCCCAGUCCCGGGAGCUGCCGACAAUCGAGGCCACGGCGAACAGGAACCGCUCAGCUUACAGCCCACAGCUGGCCUCCAAGUCGAUUCAGACAUGGCAUGCCCCACGAAGACCGAUCCAGCUCAGAACCCGUCCACUGAUCAGUCCGAGUUUGGCGAAUCGAUCGCUCUAGACAUGUCUUCUCCUGCUCUUGUCGUGCCCACGGCAGAACACAAUGUGGGCCAGCACUGAAAUGCCGAGUCCGUGGUGAUGGUCCAUGUACACCCGCUUUGACCAAGUGGCCAGUUGUUUGGUGUUGAAGGGUGUUGGACGCAUGUCGGUAAAAUUCAGCAGUCUGACUUUCGGAGAUGGCCAUCGCUUCACAGAUUUAAAUUAGUCGCUCAAGUAAGAGCUGUUUUGUCUUGGUAACGUACAGUACAGCACUAUCGCAUAUCUCGCGGACAACGACCAACGUCGCCAUCCCGUAGCCCCUGAUGUUCUUAUCCUAAUUUGUUCUGUUGGGCCAACACCAGCAAUUGACACAAUCUCUCAACUCUCUUCAUCUCCAACCCACGUGAGCCCAUUAUGCUUGCGGAGGGCUCUGAUCAGGGUAUGGUUGUUUUUGGAACAGGGGGGAGGGAUGUCGUGGCUGGUCAUCACAGGAACUCAAGUAAAAACAAACCGAACAACACAUGCCAGGGUGAGUAGAUUGAUUUGAGUCAGUUGAUAAUCAUGUCAAUGAAUGAGG